CAACAAAAUUAACUUCAAUUUCUCACAUAAUUAUGACAUUUAUACUUAUAAUACGUGUAUUUGUGGCGAAAACUUAAUUUUAAAAAGUUUUAUUCAUAUAAUUAAUAUAAUUUAUUAACUAAUAAGAGUUACUAAUAAUUAAUAUUAAUUACGACUAAUUAAUAAAAAAUGCAUUUAAUUGUGGUGAAGGAGACUAACCAGGAUAGCGGCGACACUAUCGACUCGCCGUCCACUACCCCUCCCCACCACCACCGCCAGCACUCGAGUGGAUGCCCGGGAACUCCGCUCGAGUUUAGUGUGGAGUGCGGGUGCGGUCGUAAAAUAUCUGAUGGCAGUUACCCCACGCUCGCCACUGGGCUACCGGUGCCUUACCCGGUGUAUAAAAAGCACCACGCUAAAUCGUUGCCCGAAAUGAUCCCGGCGUUCGGUAUAAUGAUGUCAAUACUGAGUGUCAUUGCCUUUUCCGUCGCCUCCGUGAUCGUCAAAAUCAUAACCGAUUUGCAUUCACUACAAGUGCUGUUUAUUAGGUGUACCUUCCAACUCAUAUUCUACAUCGUACCGGUCAUAUACCACAGGCACAACGUAUUCGGUGUGCCGGGUCAUCGGAUAGACUUAUUCCUACGAGCGAUAUGCGGCACCAGCGCCGCCAUAUUCAUAUACCAGGCCUACCGUCUCAUACCGCUAGGGGACGCCACUACCAUCCAGUUCUCAUCGCCCGUAAUCGUCAUAUUCCUGGCGGUGUUCAUACUCAAGGAACCCCUAACGUGGCUACAGGGGUGCACCGGUAUCAUCACAUUUGUCGGCGUAAUAGUCAUUGCUAAACCGGAGUUCAUAUUUGGCACCGACACCUACGCCACUAAUGAUCGUACCCAAGGGUUAAUUUUCUCGGUGGUGGCAGCACUGAGCACCGCCUCAGUUAUGUUAAUAUUGCGUAAAUUAAGGACUACCCCGUUACCAGUAGUUAUUAUAUGGUUUUCCGGGGUAGCCAUGGCGGCCAGUUUGACCACGGUGCUUAUAGUGGAUAAAUGGGUGUGGCCACGUGGGUGGUAUCAAUAUGGUCUGCUAGUUGGAAUAGGUAUCCUGGGUAUCGCCGACCAGUUUUUCAUGACAAUAGCCCUGCACUACGAGUCCGCGGGCCCGGUAGCCAUCACUCGCACCCUAAACAUAGUGCUUGCGUUUGUGUGGGACGUCCUACUACUGGACGAGGAGUCCGACUGGACUAGUAUUGUGGGCGCAGUGUUGGUCACCGUAUGUAUAGCGUUGUUAGGUGUGUCCAAAUGGCGUCAGGAAAAGCCGGACCAGUUUGACAGGUGUAGGCGCCGACUGUGUUGUUGCUGUAUUCAGGACUCGGUGGACAUGUAUGCCGUGGAUGAGGAACAGGAUGUACUGAUCAUUAGGAAACAGUCGACGACAGCCUUUUACGAUAGUAUCGACGAUAAGGGACUGACUACCGGCCCCAUACAUACCAAACCCAUGUCCAGGAAUGAGAGCUUCACGGGAGGGGCAGUACAGGCGAAUAAGGAGGUGGUGGUGGUCGAGAAAAAUAGUUGA
Messenger RNA from Oppiella nova, 1551 nucleotides. The record is from the annotation of a GenBank genome assembly. NCBI's taxonomy places the organism in Eukaryota, Metazoa, Arthropoda, Arachnida, Sarcoptiformes, Oppiidae.